AACACCUCCGUGAAGCCCCCUUUUGCUUUGUAUGGAAGCGGUCAGCAUCACCACAACAGAGUGAGAGCUAAUUUAUCUAUAACACAAUUUUCAGAAGCUACAUGCGAUUGAUUUGCAGAGUAACCUGUUUGUAGUAAGCUGUGUUUGUAGUCUGUCUUGAUGAAAUCACGAAUUUACGCUUUUAUUAAGACAAUAAUUAACUUUAGUCUUUACGCUUUCCCUGAAGCAACUGUUAUUUUAUUAGACUUCUACUAGUCUCUCGUGCUGUUAGCGCCCACCACAAGUAGAAUUUAACAGUUUUGAACGCUUGCAUUUACACUUUUUCAUUAUUAAAGAAAUAACUAAGUUACUACGUGGCACUAGCUGAGUGGCACCUAAAACAGGACGGUGUGUUCAUUUGGGGAAAUGAAGAGGGUUGUGGUGCUGUCACUGGUGCUGCUCAGCGUACACCCAGGUGCUUCAACACCACCCAAAGGUGUCACUGCCAGCCUCAAAGCCAAAUGGAGCAUGACCCCUUUCCUCUUGGAGACAAGUGAGUUUAUUGGAGAAGAUGGGAAUGAGAAAUUCUGGCAGUUUGUCGACACGGUGAAAGAACUCACUGUUUACAAGCAUGGAGAAUCAGUGCGCUCUUAUUACAACCUGAUCAUUAAGAAGGCGGGACAGUUCCUCACCGAUCUUCAGGUUAAUCUCCUCAAAUUUGCUUUGUCCAUGCGGGUCUACUCACCAGCUGUUCAUGCAUCCCAGCAGAUAGCCAGUGACGAGCCUCCGCCCGAGGCUUGUCCUGCCUUUAUCUCUGUCCAUGGUCAACAUAGCUGCAGCACCAAGGACAUCAAGAAGCUUCUCAAAGGUGCUGCAGGCAGGCCUAAACCUUACUUGUACAAGAAUGAUCACACGUACCCAGGAGCCAAUAGAACAGAUGUGCCGGUUGUGAUUCUCUACGCUGAAGUUGGAACCAAGAAGUUUAACUCUUUUCAUAAGGUGCUUUCAGAGAAGGCAGAAGAAGGUGCUCUUCUAUAUGUACUGCGGCAUUUUGUAGCAAAGCCAAAGCCUCAGAACAUGCUUUUAUCCGGGUAUGGUGUGGAGUUGGCUAUCAAAAGCACAGAAUACAAAGCCGUGGAUGACACCAAAGUAAAAGACUCAAAGACCGUUAUCAGCGCUGAGGACGAUGAUAAUGAUGAAGUCCAGGGUUUCUUUUUCGGAUCAUUAAAGAAAUCUCAUCCUGAGCUCCAGGAGCAGCUGGGUGAGCUUCGCAAACAUCUCCUGGAGAGCACCAAUGCCAUGGCUCCUCUCAAAGUGUGGGAAAUGCAAGAUCUAAGUUUUCAAGCUGCGGCCAGAAUCAUGUCAGUGCCAAAGUUUGACGCUUUAAAGGUCCUGCGAGAUCUCAGUCAGAACUUUCCAAGCAAAGCCAGAUCACUGACAAGAGUGGCUGUAAAGAAGGAAAUGAGAAAAGAAAUUGAGAAGAACCAAAAGUAUCUGAGUGAAACGAUUGGUGUUCAUCCCGGGGACGGAGAGCUCUUUAUCAACGGGCUGCAUAUCGAUCUAGACACACACAACACUUUCAGCGUUUUGGACAUCAUCAGAACAGAGGCAAGGAUCCUGGAGGGGCUUCAUAACUUGGGCAUUAAGGGAGAGCAUCAGGGCAAGCUGCUGAGGUUACCCAUGAGCACCGUGGGUGACAGCUUUGCCUUAGACAUCAGACAACCAGCUAUAAUGUGGAUGAACGACAUUGAGAACGACCCGAUGUACCGGAACUGGCCGGCGAGCGUGCAGGAACUCCUCAGAGCCACCUUUCCUGGUGUCAUACGGCAGAUCAGACGUAAUUUCUUUAACCUGGUGCUGUUUCUAGAUCCACUGCAGGAAGAAAGCGUCGAGCUGGUGAAGCUAGCAGAGCUUUUCUACAAGCAUAAAAUCCCCCUGCGAAUUGGAUUUGUGUUUGUUGUCAACACCAAAGAGGAGAUUGAUGGCUUCUCAGAUGCAGGAGUUGGAUUUUACAGACUGCUGAAUUACAUUGCAGACGAGUAUGAUUUAUCCCAGGCUGUGAUGUCUAUAGUCUCACUGUAUAAUCAAGUAGAAGAGGGCCAGAUGCUUUCUGCUGAGAUGAUCUCUGCUUAUCUGAAGAGGAAAUAUCCAAAAGUCAAUCCUGAAAAGGUCCUGGGAGUCAACUCUGAGUAUGAUUAUGGGAGAAAGGACGGAGCCCUUUUCUACAGAAAGAGUGGCCUGGGCGCUCUUCCUCUGGGCUUAUUUAACGGAGUUCCUCUGAACCCAGAUGAGAUGGACCCAGAGGAUUUGGAAACCAUAAUCCUGCAGCGCAUAAUGGACACCACCCCCGCCUUUCAGAGAGCUGCCUUCAUGGGCCAGCUGACCGACAGCUCAGACGUGGUGGACUAUCUGAUGGAACAGGCCAACGUGGUCCCUAGGAUGAACCCACUUAUUUUAGGCACUGACCGAAAAUACCUCGACUUCACUCGCACCCCAGCUCUGGAUGAUUGGGAGGAUACAAAUAUGUUUUCAUUCCUCGACUCCAGGGACAAAACAGCUGUGGUUGCUAAGAGAAUGAAGUACUUCACGAACAGUGACGAGGAUGGGGUGGCUGCUGUCACCGUGUGGAUAGUUGGAGAUUUGGAGAAGAUUUCAGGAAGGAAACUGUUGCUCAAUGCUCUGAAGCAUUUGAAGUCCAGUCGCGGUGUGCGCGUCGGGGUGAUAGAUAACCCCGGUGAAAAGCCCAGUGAAGACAACACCGUGGUUUACCGAGCUGUCUGGGCCUCCCUUCUCACUCAAAAGAAUAAGGCUGCAGCAGCGUUUGUGCAGAAACUCCUCAAGGAGGAGAGCAUCCAGCUCCUCCUGCAGGGGACUAAGAUGAAGGAUCUACUGCUGCAGGGCAUGGAUGUAGACGCCUUUGAGAAAAAAUUCAACACACUGGAAGCGGAUUUUAUCCACAGUCAGCAGCUGUUCUGUCGAGAUGUUUUGAAUCUUCGUCCUGGACAACGAGCGGUGAUCGGCAAUGGCAGAAUCCUCGGUCUGUUUGAAGAGCAGGAAGAAUUCACCAUGGAGGAUUUCCACUUGCUUGAGAGGAUUACACUGAGUGGUUCAGCAGAGAAAGUCAAAACCAAAGUAAAGGAGAUGGGGAUGAAACCAAAGCAUGCUAGUGACUUAGUGAUGAAAGUGGAUGCCCUCCUUGCUGCAGCCCCCAAAGGAGAGGUCAGAAGAGAUUUCCAUUUCAAAGAUGCCAACAGCAGCGUGCUGCAGCUCGCACCUCGUGAAAAUGAGGUGUUCUAUGAUGUCGUGGCCAUCGUUGACCCCCUCACUAGAGAGGCGCAGAAGAUUUCCUCGCUGCUGAUUGUGCUUAGUCAAGUGGUCAACGUGAGACUGCAGGUGUUUAUGAAUUGCAGGGCCAAGUUGUCCGAGAUGCCCCUCAAGAGUUUUUAUCGUUUUGUUUUGGAGUCGGACGUGACGUUCUUGGCCAACGAGACCGUGUCCUCAGGCCCAGUCGCUCGUUUCACCGAGCUCCCAGAAUCCCUGCUCCUCACUCUUAAUAUGAUCACACCGGAGAGCUGGAUGGUGCAGGCAGUGAGCAGCCUUCAUGACUUGGACAACAUCCACUUGCAGGAGGUGAAAGGAGUUGUGGCAGCAGAAUUUGAGCUGGAACAUCUUUUGCUGGAGGGCCACUGCUUUGACCUGUCAACCGGUCAGCCGCCUCGUGGGCUGCAGUUUACCCUGGGCAUGAGCCGGGACCCACUCAUGUAUGACACAAUUGUCAUGGCUAACCUGGGAUAUUUCCAACUGAAGGCCAAUCCUGGAGCAUGGACCUUAAGAUUACGUAAAGGCAGAUCAGAAGACAUCUAUGAAAUCAUCACUCAUGAUGGGACCGAUUCCCCGGCUGAUGCAGGUGAUGUUAUAGUUGUCCUCAACAGCUUCCACAGUAAAAUCAUCAAAGUCAAGGUGCAGAAAAAAGCAGAGAACAUCAAUGAGGAUCUUUUAAGUGAAACUAGUGAAAGCAAAGGCAUCUGGGACUCCAUAGUAAGUGUUUGGAGCACUUUUGAGAAAAGCAUCACAGGCGGCGGCGCCAGGAAGGAUGAUGGAGACAAGAAGGAGGAUGUUCUGAACAUAUUUUCCGUGGCCUCCGGUCAUCUGUACGAACGCUUUCUAAGAAUAAUGAUGCUGUCCGUCCUUCGGCACACAAACACACCCGUCAAGUUCUGGUUCCUCAAGAAUUACCUCUCCCCUUCUUUCAAAGAGACCAUCUCCCACAUGGCCAAGUCCUACGGCUUUCAGUUCGAGUUAGUUCAGUACAAGUGGCCUCGCUGGCUCCACCAGCAGACAGAGAAGCAGCGGAUUAUCUGGGGUUACAAGAUCCUCUUCCUGGAUGUUCUAUUCCCGUUGGCCGUGGACAAGAUCAUCUUUGUGGACGCCGACCAGAUAGUUCGAGCUGAUUUGAAAGAGUUGAGGGAUUUAGACUUGGAGGGCGCUCCUUAUGGCUACACACCUUUUUGCGAUAGCCGCAGAGAGAUGGACGGGUACCGCUUCUGGAAAAGCGGCUACUGGGCCUCGCAUCUUGGACACAGGAGGUACCACAUCAGCGCUCUGUAUGUAGUUGAUUUAAAGAAAUUCCGUAAAAUCGCAGCAGGAGACAGAUUACGUGGUCAGUACCAAGCUCUGAGCCAAGACCCCAACAGUCUGUCGAACCUGGACCAGGACCUUCCCAACAACAUGAUCCACCAGGUGGCCAUCCAGUCUCUUCCUCAGGACUGGUUGUGGUGCGAGACGUGGUGCGAUGAUUCUUCUAAAGCUACAGCUAAAACCAUAGACCUGUGCAAUAACCCAAAGACCAAAGAGCCCAAGCUGAUGGCUGCAGCGAGGAUCGUGCCUGAAUGGGUCGAGUACGACAACGAGAUAAAAGAGCUGCUGGGACGAGUCCAGGGAGAGGCAGGCGCAACACAUAACCCCUCUCCCUCACAACACCAUAAAGCAGACACGCGGCGUGAUGAACUUUAGAGCCUGCCAGAACCACGCUGAAGAGGAAGGAGGCGGCAGCACCUUUUUUGCACACAGGCCACCUGUGAGGCUUGAAGACAGACAGUUGCAGCUAAACUUAGCCACGGAGUGUUACAUCCUCAGAUCCCUGCUUCUGCAUCCCAACAAAUCACCACCAUCUAGUCAUUAACGACCGAGCCGAGGACUUGUGGUGUUUUCUGCUCCGAGGUCAGGAAAGGGCACAUCUACAGGGAUGAGAUAGCUGGUUUUUAGGUUUCUAAUUUAUGAAGGGUUUUUUUUUUGGGGGGGGGGGGGGGGGGGGGGGGAUCUGAAGUGCCAAAUCAAAACCUCCUUGAAAAACUGCUUUGGAAUAAGAUAAUGACACAGAUGGCUAACCUAUUACAGUGUGUUUACAUGUGAAUCAUCUUAAUUGUUUAACUUCCACCGGUGUUUGUGUCUCAGGAAUAAGAGCCGUCGUUGCUGCUCAACAGUCUUAAAAGUUGAUUUUUAAAAA
This is a messenger RNA of Nothobranchius furzeri (turquoise killifish), 5485 nucleotides long. It is a transcript of the gene uggt2, whose product is annotated as UDP-glucose glycoprotein glucosyltransferase 2. The record is from RefSeq and is a predicted model, not a curated record. Lineage: Eukaryota; Metazoa; Chordata; Actinopteri; Cyprinodontiformes; Nothobranchiidae. Gene Ontology annotation, molecular function: UDP-glucose:glycoprotein glucosyltransferase activity. Gene Ontology annotation, cellular component: endoplasmic reticulum.